AUGGGUGCCUAUCACUCCGUCAUGGCCUAUGAUUCAGACAUGGCUCAGGCCAUGACCGCCAUGACCGACGUGCUUCGCAGCAUCAACACCACCCUGACCGAAGGGGCCCGCCGUUUAAACAGGCACGAGUCCUCGAACCAAACCGACCCUACCAAUACCCUUCUCAGCCGCGUGGUCAAUCCCGUUCUUUCACACGCAUACAGCAUGAAGGAACACUUGACCUGCAUCGAUAUUAAAGGAGGAGAUGUCAGCGCCCUUAUACCCCACUUGACCGAUAUCAAGGGGUUGAACGAUAUCAAGAGGUUGAACGAACUUCUGAAACCCCUCGGAUUCAAAAUCGUGAAGUUGAAUCAAUACGGGCAGGUAGAUGACGACGGGCUGUUCACCUUCCACUGCGUCGUCAUCGUUUGGUUUACAUUCCUUGCGGUGGUCGUUGUUACUAUACUUUUGUCAAAGGCAAUUCCCGCGUUGCGCGAUGCCUGGGAGAAAUCCGAGGAGGGCUGGAAUCAGAUAUUGGCUGAGCGGGCUGACGCAGAGGUUGCCGUUAUGAAGCAGAAGUUGGUAGAAGAGCGUCAGCGGUUGGAAGAGAAGUAUGCGGGAAUUCUAGCAGCAGAGAAGCGAGAGCGAGAGGAGCAGAAGGCCAAGCUGGACAAUGCUCUCAGGGUGCAUUUGGACCAGCGUGCCGCCGAACUCGAAGUGCAGAUCGCGGAGUCCGAGGCACGCGACGCUGAGAGGGCUCAGAAGGCCCAGGAAGAGGCUGAAGAGUACAAGGGAGAGUCUGGACGUCAAGGAAGAAGAUGA
Bipolaris victoriae FI3 is the source of this 801-nucleotide messenger RNA. RefSeq lists its product as hypothetical. Lineage: Eukaryota; Fungi; Ascomycota; Dothideomycetes; Pleosporales; Pleosporaceae. Bases 1 to 801 code for a protein of 266 amino acids. The record is from RefSeq and is a predicted model, not a curated record. The transcript has a single exon.